AUGAAUAAAGGUGGCUUGGAAGAAGCUAAUCGAAUACUCAAUUUAGCGCUUGAAGAGCUCAAUUUUAUCGUUGAUGGUGCUGAACAGAAAGGUGGCAUCGAGAUUGCUGAAACGAUUUUUGAAACGAAACGACAAAUGAAUAAUAAUGACAAUAGCGCCCCAGAAAAAGCUAAUGUUGCAGUAGGUGAUGUGCAGGCAUUAAAUUGGAAUUCGUCGGUGAAUAAUUGGAUGGAUUAUGAAAACGAUGAUCAUCGAGAUUCAGGUACAAGUAGCAGUGAUGGCAUGCCUACUUCAGAUGCUCCUACCUCAUCUACUACCUCAACUAACAUCAGUAUUUUUGAUACCCUUCUGCAGGCAAUUGAUCGAAACGAGAUAUCAAGUAGACCUGAUCUAGAAACUCGAUUGAAAAUUAUGAAUUGGUUAUGUGCUACGGAGGAAAUUAGCAAAAUGAGCCCGUCACCAUCUAUGUCAACAGCAUCUUGUCCAGAAUAUCCAGAAUUGCAAGAGAAAUUGCAUCGACUGGCAAUGGCUCGUGAUAGUUUGUCAUUGCAGGUAACAAUAUUAACAGAACAAGUCGGUGCUCAGAAGGAAAAGAUACGUGACCUGGAAAAUCUUUUGGCAACUAAAGCGAACAAUUUGGAUUCAACCGAAGAAUUGCUACAAGAGCGUGUUGAUAGCAACGGUGAUUUGGAGUCGAGAAAAUUGGAUCUCUUAGCGGAAGUCUCGAAUUUAAAACUCAAAUAUGCUACCUUGGAAAAGGAGAAAAUGGAAACAGAGCGAAAACUUCAACUUUCUCAGGCUGAGAUUGAACAUUUAAAUCAAACAAUGCAAGGUUUUAUUAUGCAACAUGCUCUCCCUCCACAGAUUUACAAGACUCAGAUUCAUUCCCAAUUGCCAUAUCAGCAAGUGCUUGGUGGUAAUGUCGGUGCGGAAACUGAUCAAGCAACUGAAAUGGUACAUUUACGAAUGGCCGUACAACGACUUAUUAUGGAUAAUGAACAAAAAAAUAUCCAAAUUAGUUCGUUGAGAAAUGCCUUAGAUGAGCAUUGUCGUAACGGACGUGAUGGUGAUGUUUGUGCAGUACCUGCGAUCUCUUUGCCACGUUGUUACAUUCAAAAUAAUUUCGAAACUCCUCAACCGUUCGAUAUCAAUGCUCAGCUUAGACGAUUACUGCUUGAUGACGCGAACGAACAUAUUGCUCAUUCUUCAUCUUUCCCAACCAGUCUUUGUAAUGCCCAGCAGCGAAGCGCUAUCGCCUCAAGAGCACCUUCAGCAGUACAGUCAUCAUCAUCCUAUACCUCAUCAUUAUCAGCAGCAUCACCGCAACAUAGUUGGUCGAAUUCGGGUACUCCAAGAUUACAAACUAAUUACGAUCCUAGUAUCACUCUACCACCUCUUUCAUCCAGAGCAAUUAGUCGUACUGCUCCCAGCUAUCAUUCACCAUCAUCUCCGGCUGCUCGACAAUUGGCUGCUGAACUAGAUGAAUUGCGCCGUAUCGGAAAUGAAAUGCAACAUAAGCACGAUACAUUUCAGAAUCCAAGUUUUUCCAGGUCGUUCGCGCGUAAGGCUGCUUCAACUUUAACACUACCACGUAAAAAGCUUUCUGCAACAUCUUCGGGAGGUAUAUCAGCCGAAAGUGAUGAUGAAAUAAUGCGAGGAGUACAAACCAGAUCUUCCAUUGAAAUUGGAAAAUUUAAACGUGGAAAAACAAGAUCUUCAUUAAAGAAUUUAUUUGGCAAACUCACAAGAAGUGCUUCGCAAGAAAUUAAAUCUGUUGAUUUUCAACAUACGGGUGGCUUGAGACCGGCACAUUCAUCACGGAUACCUAUUUACGGACCAAUAUCCGGCGCUAUAGCACUUCGACCACCGUUACAACAGUUUGUUGAUUGGAGCAAAGAGCAGAUUUGUGAAUGGAUGGCGGAAAUUGGUUUCAGCGUUUAUGUACCCGAAGUUGAGCGUUUUAUACGUAGUGGUCGACAUUUGUUGAAUAUGACAAAUCAAGAAUACGAAAAGGAAUUACUUAUGAGGAACCCGUUACAUCGAAAGCGUUUCCGUUGCAUAUUGACUAGUAUAAGUCGUGGUAUUAAAGAUUCUGCGGAUCGUAUGGAUUUGCAUCAAGUUCUGUUGUGGUUAGACGACAUCGGACUACCACAGUAUCGUGAAAGUAUGGCUGAAAAUAUGAUUGACGGCCAAAUGUUAACACUAUUAACUGCGCAAGACUUGAUCGAAAUGAAAAUCACUUCUGCUCUUCAUCAUGCGACAAUCGCUCGUGGCGUACAAUUCCUACGAUCGGUUGAUUUUUAUCCAAAUCGUUUGGAAAAGAGGUUUAAUCCAGAUUUAAUCCACAAAGGAGCAUGUCCAGGUGAAGUAGAACGAUGGUCACAUCAUUGUACAUGUGAAUGGCUAAAGGCAAUUGAUUUAGCUGAAUUUACACCUAAUCUUUUAUGUGCCGGAAUUCAUGGUGCACUGAUGGUGCAUGAGCCAACUUUCACUGCAGAAACAUUAGCUGAAGUAUUGCAAAUGCCUGCUCACAAAACGCUUCUUCGACGUCAUCUUGCAACUCAUUUCAAUCAGUUAUUAGGUCAAGAGGUAAUUAGUCAUAAGAGAGCUGUGCUUGCACAACCACUUGUCGUCCAAAUGUCUCCCUUAUUGAAAAUUAAGCUCCUGAAGAAAGGUUUCCUUUUGUCACGUAAGAAAGGAAAAAAUGAAGUGUAUGUUGAGCCAGACGAACCAGUCUGUCCACCUUCUGAUUCAAAAUCCAUCUAUAAAAAACAAAUUACGGAAAGUAUUCUGGAUUCGCUUGAAUCAUCGAACGUAUAA
Brugia malayi is the source of this 2820-nucleotide messenger RNA. RefSeq lists its product as uncharacterized. The transcript is spliced from 24 exons. Gene Ontology annotation, biological process: neuromuscular junction development. NCBI's taxonomy places the organism in Eukaryota, Metazoa, Nematoda, Chromadorea, Rhabditida, Onchocercidae. Gene Ontology annotation, cellular component: presynaptic active zone. The coding region runs from base 1 to 2820 and encodes 939 amino acids. The record is from RefSeq and is a predicted model, not a curated record. Gene Ontology annotation, molecular function: protein binding.